This is a messenger RNA of Racocetra persica, 391 nucleotides long. Lineage: Eukaryota; Fungi; Glomeromycota; Glomeromycetes; Diversisporales; Gigasporaceae. The record is from the annotation of a GenBank genome assembly.
AAGCAACUUAGAUGGUCACGCAUCACAAACAUUUCAUCGAAAAUGUGAUAACAAAGGGGCAACAAUUGUUGUUGGAAGAAUUGCAAACUCAAGUCGCCUUGUUGGAGGUUACAAUCCACUUGAUUGGAAUGGACAUAAUGUAUGGAAAAAAACAAAAAAUAGCUUCUUAUUUGUAUUAGAUAAGAAUGAUCUCAAAAAAGCAACGGUAUCACGUGUUAAUCAUAAUCUUUGUAAUCGUGCCAUUGGUUGCAGCGGUGAUCAUGGUCCAUUAUUCGGAGGUCAUGAUUUACUCAUUUCAAAUAACAUGACUAUUUGGGAAUUUAAAACAAAGACCUAUCCUCGAUUAAUAAACACAAAUUCACUUUCAGUCUCAGAUUAUGAAGUUCUUCAA